Molecule: messenger RNA, 2398 nt
Organism: Tauraco erythrolophus (red-crested turaco)
Lineage: Eukaryota; Metazoa; Chordata; Aves; Musophagiformes; Musophagidae
Source: RefSeq, a predicted model, not a curated record
GGAAGGACUUUCUUGGUGGGAGCAGGGGCUGGGAGCGGUGGUCCUCACGGUCCCGUCCGGCCCGAGGUGCCCCCCGCGCGGUGUCACCGGCCGCUCGUUCCUCGCCGCGUCCGCUGAAGCGCAGCCUUCGGCGCCCGGGCCCGUGUGCAGCGCGGCUGAGGGCGAGCGCAACGGGCAGUGGAAUUAUUCUCAAUAAUAAAAUUGAUGCUUGCUUCACUCCUGAUAUUUUCCUGUAUGGAAAAAGUCCUCCUCUGUUAUUCAUCGUCUCACUUGCUUUUGCAGGAAAUGAGUUGAUUGUCUUUUUGGCUGACCAAAAGGAACCCUACUUUAAGCCUCGUGUUAGGUUACCAAUGAAAUCGCUUGGCGUUACCAUAACCAGUGUAGUUCCUGGAGAUUAUGAUGGUGACUCACAAAUGGAUGUCCUCCUGACUACUCAGGCACAAAAUCAUGGCAGAGAUGAACUUUCAGUGAUUAUUUUCUGGGGGCACAACCAAACCUUAGAUCUUUACCAUAAAACUAUGCUAAAUAAGACUUUUCAUGAUGAGCCUCUAGUAAUGGACUUUAAUGGAGACUUGAUUCCUGACGUCUUUGGUGUCACAAGUGAUUCAAGUAAGCCCCAGAUAUUGAUAGGCGGGAACCUAUCAUGGCAUGCUGCAUUGGAAACUCAGAGUAAAAUGUAUAUACCACAUUCUCAUGCUUUUAUAGAUUUAAAUAAUGACUUCACUGCUGAUUUGUUCCUUACUACAUCACCAGAUUCACAAAACAUUCACUUUGAGACAUGGGUAAAUAAGGAUGGGAACUUCUCUAAAGCUGGAAAAAGUAAGGAAAUGCCUAGUGGGGUGAAAGUUGUUGGACAGUCUGUGUUUGCAGAUUUUGAUGGAGAUGGACAAAGUGAACAUUUAUUGCCAGUCUGUGAAGAUACAGAAUGUCAAAAAAGUGCCAUCUACUUAACUAAGCUGGGAUUGGAUCAGUGGAUUCCAGUCUUGCAAGACUUCAGAAAUAAAGACACACUCUGGGGCUUUGUACCCUAUCAAAAUGACAAAUCUUCAACAGAAGUUUCAUUUCCAAUUACACUUCAUAUUGGAGACUACAAUAUGGAUGGCUACCCAGAUGCUCUUGCUAUACUAAAGAACACAUCCGGAAGCAAUCAACAAGCAUUUUUACUGGAAAACGUCCCAUGCAAUAACGUAAGCUGCAAGAGCGUGCGUCGUAUGUUUAAAGUUUUUUGGGAGCUCUCGGAUCUAAAUCAAAUCAAGGAUGCAGUGGUCGCAACCUUCUUUGACAUAUACGAAGACGGAAUCUUGGAUAUCAUUGUGUUAAGCAAAGGCUACUCCAGUAAGGACUUUGCUAUCCAUACAUUAAAAAAUAACUUUGAAGCAGAUGCCUAUUUUGUUAAAGUUAUUGUUCUCAGUGGCCUCUGUUCUAAUGACUGUCCUCGGAAAAUAACACCUUUUGGUGUUAAUCAGCCUGGUCCUUACAUCAUGUACACUACUGUAGAUGCAAAUGGAUACCUGAAAAAUGGGUCAGCUGGACAGCUUAGCCAAUCAGCACAUUUUGCUCUGCAGUUGCCAUACAAUGUGCUAGGCUUGGGACGUAGUGCUAAUUUCCUCGACCAUUUGUAUGUUGGCAUUCCUCGUCCUUUAGGAGAAAAGUCCGUAAGAAAACAAGAAUGGACAGCUAUCAUACCAAACUCCCAGCUUAUAGUCAUCCCCUAUCCUCAUAAUGUUCCUCGAAGCUGGAGUGCCAAGCUGUAUCUGACCCCAAGUAACAUUGUGCUGCUAACAGCUAUAGCCUUAAUUGGUGUCUGCGUUUUCAUCCUGGCAAUAAUUGGAAUAUUACACUGGCAAGAAAAGAAAGCUGAUGACAGAGAGAAGCGACAGGAGGCUCAUCGGUUCCAUUUUGAUGCUAUGUGACAUGCCUUAAUAUUUAUGAAGGAGCUGCUACUCAUUUGCUUAAUUGAAAUACUAAAUUCUGAUUUGUAAAAAUGAUUACCGUGAAAAUACUGCUGGUGUGUUAUUUGUAAAUGUUGUGUUAUUUGGUAUUUAUUUGGAAAGUAUUAAAAUUAGACCUGAAUGUUUCACAAGGCUUUUCAGUUAAUAGACUGUAUAUAAUGGCAUUUGGUCUUUGUUUAACAGAACUGUAAAUUUAUUUUUCUUAGUAAAGGGAUCAUAUUGCAUGUACCAUUGUUUACAAACCACCCAUCUUAGUAAUAUUUGAUAGAAAGAAAGCUGUGUAAAUAAAAUUUAGCAUUUCAGCGAGCGGAGUACUUUGUGCCACAUGAAUUGGCCUUGUCAUUUAUACGUUCCUGCAAAACAACCUACAUUUCUGAAAAUUAAGCUUGAGCAAUUUCUCAGAUUAGUUGAUCAUUAAUUAUUUUGAUUGUACUAAAUGGAGCUCA